This is a messenger RNA of Magallana angulata, 1575 nucleotides long. RefSeq lists its product as uncharacterized. The record is from RefSeq and is a predicted model, not a curated record. The transcript has 5 exons. NCBI's taxonomy places the organism in Eukaryota, Metazoa, Mollusca, Bivalvia, Ostreida, Ostreidae. The coding region runs from base 177 to 1109 and encodes 310 amino acids.
AAGUAGGUCGGGUUCCAACGUAAACAAACCAACGUGUAUGGUAACUCGUGUACACAUUAUCGGUUUUAAUUACAAGUGGGAAAUUCUGAUCCGUUUGCAAAUGUUCCAACACACUUUGUCUUUUCAAGGCCCAACUGAUUAUAUGUAGUGUCGCCUUCUGAUAGUAACGAGGAAGGAUGAUAAAGCCCCGUGUUAUAAUUCGUUUUCUGUGUUUAGGUAUUUUCUUGUUUUCAACUUUUUCGAUAACGAUAUCUUGGCGAUCUUUGAUAACAUUUGCUGUAUUUCUAGCAUCUUUAUAUAUACUAUCCCCGGCAAAGCAACCCAAUGCCUCGUCAGAAAGUGAUCAGAAAACAACGCGACAAAUCGUAAACGAGUUAUACCCCUUGGUGGAUGAGGAGGAGCUACAGAGGAGCGUAGAGAGGGCGGUGUUUGGGUUCGUGACCUAUGACGCAACCAGUGUCACGGCACUGCAGCAGUUCAACCCUGUACAAGAAAACACGGAAUGUAUAUUUGCAAAGAAGGCGAAACUCUGGGGAAAUCAGGAUUGGAACCAAGAAUUAAGUUUGGAAGAGAAUGUUUUCAGAUGGCUACCAACUCUGCUUCAGUUUACAAUUGUUUGUCGCCAGUAUAAACUUGAUGGAUUCGUUAUCGAAAUACCCGAGGAAUAUCACCAUAACGACAUACACGAAUUUGCAAAGACAUUCAAGAAAAUUCUAAAAGUGAUUUCGGAUAAUGAUCCGAAAAAUAUUAAAUGCAUGGAUAAAUCGUAUGUCUCGAAACGAGGCUGGGUUUUUCAGUUCAACAAGAUGACGUUUUUCAUCACCACGUUUGCACCUUUUUAUCCAGCGACCAACAGCAGGUAUGCCUUCGGGUGUGACAACUGUUUCAUUUUGCUUCAACCAGAAUUGAGUUUCGCUCUUCACGAUUUGUCUUGGGACACACCCGAGACAAAUUACGACAACCCUACCUCAGAACGGGACAGAAUCCGCUGUGCCUAUAGGGAUGCAGGGAGACCCUAUGUAGUACCACGUGAUAUCACUCAGCCAAUGGCGUGGGACAUGAUAAAACCACUCACAGAACACGAUCCGAUAGUUCAGUGGUGGAAGUGAUAACCCCGUUGUUGAUUUUGAAUUUAAGUUUGUUUUUAUCUGUCAGCACAUCUGAAAAUCUUGUAUAAUUGUCACUGACAAAACUUUUUGUUCUGAUACAACCUGUAUGAUUUAAUUAAUAUUAUAUGGUUAUAUAUGAUUGUGGUUCAUUUUUUAAUCUUUUGGACUAUUUUUGGACCGAAGUAACAGACCCUACGUCAACACAAAAUCGUUCAACUAAACAUUCCUUCUCAUGCAUGAUUUUUUUGAUAUGAGUGAAAUACUCUCCAAGUGAUGCAAAACAGCAAGAGGAAAUAUCAUUGAAAUUAAGGUACUUCAGUACACCUUCAAAUAGUUUCUCAAAUCAGCAGAAAAUUACUUGAUUAUGAUAGUGAGCAUGAUGGAUAAGAAGUAUAUAUGUCAAAUAGGCGAAAAAAUGUGCAAUUUUGGAUACUGAUAUUUUUGGAAAUUUCAUUCAGUUGUCAUG